This is a messenger RNA of Elephantulus edwardii (Cape elephant shrew), 765 nucleotides long. RefSeq names its product 3-oxo-5-alpha-steroid 4-dehydrogenase 2-like. NCBI's taxonomy places the organism in Eukaryota, Metazoa, Chordata, Mammalia, Macroscelidea, Macroscelididae. Gene Ontology annotation, molecular function: 3-oxo-5-alpha-steroid 4-dehydrogenase activity. The coding region runs from base 1 to 765 and encodes 254 amino acids. Gene Ontology annotation, biological process: steroid biosynthetic process. The transcript has 5 exons. Gene Ontology annotation, cellular component: membrane. The record is from RefSeq and is a predicted model, not a curated record.
AUGCCAGUUGGGUGUCUGGAGACCCCGGUGCUGGCCGGCAGCGCCUGUUUGGCUGUCCUAGGGGCACUGGUCCUGUACAAAGGGGAGCCCGCGGGCUACGGGAAGUAUUUGGAGAGUCUGAUGCCUGCCAGUGUCCGCCUGUCGGCCGGUGCUGCUUGGUUCCUGCAGGAGCUGCCCGCCUUUGCGGUGCCCCUGGCCAUCCUCAUUCAGCAGUCCUCCUUCUCUUUCGGCACGCCCGGGACCAUGCUCUUGGGCCUGUUCUGCGUACAUUACUUCCACAGGACGUUCAUUUACUCGAUUGUCACUAGAGGGAGGCCUCUUCCAGUUGUAGUCAUUGUCAGAGCCUUUGUGUUCUGCUUGGGAAAUGGACUCCUUCAAAGCUACUAUCUGGUUUACUGUGCUGAGUACACCUCUGACUGGUACACAGAUAUACGAUUCAGCUUGGGAGUCCUCUUAUUUCUUUUGGGAAUGGGAAUCAACAUUCAUAGUGAUCAUAUUUUACACAAUCUCAGGAAGCCUGGAGAAACUGCUUACAAGAUUCCACAAGGUGGAUUGUUUACAUACGUGUCUGGAGCCAAUUUCUUUGGUGAGAUCAUGGAAUGGUUUGGCUAUGCCCUGGCUACCUGGUCCCUCCCAGCACUUUCAUUUGCAUUAUUCUCACUCUGCUUUCUUGGACUACGAGCUUUUCAUCACCACAGGUUCUACCUUAAGAUGUUUGAAGAUUACCCUAAAUCUCGGAAAGUCCUUAUCCCAUUCAUCUUUUAA